Messenger RNA from Rosa chinensis, 1402 nucleotides. Its product is annotated as collagen alpha-1(II) chain. The transcript has 3 exons. Gene Ontology annotation, biological process: regulation of DNA-templated transcription. The coding region runs from base 34 to 1128 and encodes 364 amino acids. Lineage: Eukaryota; Viridiplantae; Streptophyta; Magnoliopsida; Rosales; Rosaceae. Gene Ontology annotation, cellular component: nucleus. The record is from RefSeq and is a predicted model, not a curated record. Gene Ontology annotation, molecular function: RNA binding; transcription coregulator activity.
AGCUCAUUGCUACAGCGAAGCAAAACGGAAACAAUGGGCUCGAGAAACGAGGAGCAAACCCCACCGCACCAUCAGCCUCUUCUCAGCAGCCUCGUCGUCCGUCCCUCCACCAGCGACUGCGGCGGCGCCGGUGGCCGCGGCAGCGAUUACGAGCCCGGCGAGGUCCGUCACGAGCCUCCUCCACCUCAGUACACUCGUCCGGAUCGUUACGCCGGUAACCCUGGAUAUAAAGUACGUGGUGGUUCUGCUUCUCCUGUACGUCGUAGGGAUGCAGAUCAUCGCUACAGUUCUGAGUACGGUCAUUCAGGUGGUCCACAACGCAGUCGUGGGUUUGGCAGUGCACGGGAUCCUGGUCGAUAUCGAGACAACUCACCUUAUGGUCGAGGAGGAAGGGGUGCUGGCAGACCAUUUGGUAGAGGUCUAGAUGGGCCACGGGUUGGUCCUGGGCCGUUCAGAGUUGAAGGGAGUAGAAACAAUCCAAAUGUGCGCCCAAGGGAAGGAGACUGGUUUUGCCCUGAUCCUUUAUGUGGCAACUUGAACUUUGCAAGGCGGGACCACUGUAACAACUGCAACAAGUUCCGUGAUGGACCUGGGGGAAGUCCUCGAAGGGGAUAUCCUGGUGUACCGCCUCCAAAUUCUCCUCCUAGACGCUUCCCUGGUCCUCCAAUUGAUCCUCCCCAUGGAAGACCCUUGAAUGGCUAUAGGUCUCCUCCUCGUGGCUGGGCUAGAGACGGCCCCAGAGAGUUUGGUGCUGGGCUGCCACCUCCAAGGCAUGAAGGCAGGUUUCCUGACCACCAAAUGCGAAGAGAUUGGUUGGAUUACUCAGACAACUAUAGAGGAAGAUCCAAGUUUGAUAGGCCAAUGCCUAUGGAUAGGGGUAAUAGAGAUCGUGGGAGGGAUAGUUUCUUUGAAAGGAAAGCAUUUGAAAGGCGACCACCGUCUCCCCCUUCACCACCACCACCACUUCCUCCUUACCGUGGCCGAUGGGCACAUGAUGCUAGGCAGGGAAGCCGUUCACCGUUAAGGGGUGGUCUGCCACCAAAGGACUAUAACCGGCCUAUGUACAUGGAUCGGGGACGAGAUGAUCGCCGUGGCAUGGGGCGAGACCGAAUUGGAGGUGCAUAUUAAAAGUGUGCCUGGGGCAUGUUUUUCAGGUGUAAUUUUGUCUUCACCAGCUCGAUUUCUGUAUCUGUAAUUUUCUCUUGAGGAGUAAGGAAGGUUGCGCAUAGCUUAGUAUUAGUUCUAGUAUUCUGUACUGCUUAUUUGCGACUCUAAACCGUUUACAUGCUCUCUUCCGGCUCAAUGUUUUGUGGGUGGUGAUGUCGAUAUGGAUUAUACAGUAGUAUUCUCACUUUGUGUUUAUUUGUUAUUUGAAUGCUUCUGGAAAGGAAUGCUUUGUACA